UUGAUUUGAUAGCCGUGUAACUGUAACAUAGUUCACAUUGUUGGAGCUCGAUCCACGGCUGUCAGAUAUAAUAACUGCUGCACACACCAGCCGUGACAUUUCUGCUGGGACUCUUCCUCGUCAGGGUUUAGCAAACUAGAAUCGGGACUCGGCAAACAGGAUCCAGCGCUUUCUGAAGAAUAAGAGAACAUGGCCUUGUCUGGUUGGGUGUGUGUAGUAACAGGUGCCUCCAGAGGUAUUGGCAAGGGAAUAGCUCUCCAGCUGUCUGAGGCAGGAGCCACAGUCUACAUCACAGGACGACAGGAGAGCACCCUGAAAAAGACGGCUGCAGAGGUUACAGAGAGGGGUGGAAACUGUGUGCCAGUUAUCUGUGACUCUACAAAAGAUAAAGACAUUGAAAAUCUGUUUGAGCGGAUCAAAGAAGAACAGAAUGGCCGACUAGACAUCUUGGUCAACAAUGCCUACGCUGGGGUACAGGCCAUCUUUGACAGCAUGGGGAAAAAGUUCUGGGAAACCGACCCUAACAUUUGGGAUUGGAUCAACAACACAGGCCUCAGGGGACACUACGUCUUCUCAGUGUAUGCAUCCCGACUGAUGGUUGCCCAAGGUCAGGGUUUGAUAGUCACCAUUUCCUCAUUUGGGGGGCUUCGGUAUCUCUUCAAUGUGGCAUAUGGUGUUGGCAAAGCAGCUUGUGACAGGCUGGCAGCAGACAUGGCUCAUGAGCUGAGAAGUCGGGGAGUGGUUUCUGUCAGCCUGUGGCCGGGAGCGGUACAGACAGAGUUGGUGUCAGAGUUGGUAAUUGAGAAAGAAGCACCACAGGGGAUAAAUCCUAAGUUUAAAGAUGUGUUUGUCAAUGGAGAAACCACAGAAAUGAGUGGGAAGUGCAUCGUCAACCUGGCGAAAGAUAAAAACCUGAUGUCACUGACUGGGAAAGUACUCAUGACCUGUGACCUGGCAAGGCGCUAUGGACUGCGAGAUAUUGAUGGGCGGAGUGUUGCUGAUUACACUUCUGUAAAAAGCAUCCUGUCCCAGGCCCCUUAUUUCUCCUGGCUGUCAGUUGUUGUCCCUUCUUUCAUACGCGUCCCACGCUUCAUACUUUCAAUGGUUCAUAGCCGCUUCUAAACAUUUCCUGUUUCAGUGCUGCAGAGGCAGUUUCUGUGCUUCAAGUGCAUGGAUGACUACCGCAUGGCAGUAACAGACUGGCUACAGUUUUUGAGGGAGCUUGUGUAACUAACUUUUAAUAAAUGUCUUUCUUACUUAAGUACUAUAUGAAGUACUUGAUGAAGUUUUAGGGAGAAAAGUUUAUAUGAAGGACUCUCAACUAUAUUUUCUGUAUACAACUUUAUAAAUGUUAACGGUUGGUGAAGCCGCAUAAUGUGAAAUGGAAUUUAAUAUCACUACAUGGCACAUAUUAGCUUAACAUGAAGUCAAUGAAAGAUUUCAGAAACUCAUACUUUUUUACAUAUUUUUGCACAUAUUUGCAUGUAUUUGUAACAUCUCUGUAAAAGGAAAUAUACUCACAACACUACUGCUUAAUUUCAAAUGAGGUUUUGUUUGUAUUGUAUGUAUUACCCAACCUAAGUCAUCAUUUCAGUUUAAAUAAAAAACUAUUACGUUGUUCAA
Cheilinus undulatus (humphead wrasse) is the source of this 1623-nucleotide messenger RNA. It is a transcript of the gene dhrs1, whose product is annotated as dehydrogenase/reductase (SDR family) member 1. The record is from RefSeq and is a predicted model, not a curated record. The transcript is spliced from 9 exons. NCBI's taxonomy places the organism in Eukaryota, Metazoa, Chordata, Actinopteri, Labriformes, Labridae. The coding region runs from base 190 to 1122 and encodes 310 amino acids.